AUGUCCUCAGACCUGUUUGCUGCUUUUGCCCCUCAGCCUGCAUCGGCUACAUCGCCUUCUACUUCUGACGCAGAUCGGGCGGCGGCUUCAGGUCCGCACGCUCCUCCGCAGUCAUCGCAGCCUUUCAGUUUCUUCGACGAUUUGGGUGCCCCAGAGGCGGGAAGGGGCAACGCUCAGAGCCAGACAGCUCCGAAAGCUUCGAAAGAUGGCUUGAUUUGGUCUUCAUUCGAAUCAAGUCGACCAAAAGAUGUCCCUGCUGUUAGCGAAGACGGAGACGAUUGGGGCGAUUUUGAGGGCGCUCCCGAAGCGCAACCCUCUCCGUCCAUGGCCGCCGGAUCUGGCUCCCAGCGUGCGUACAGAUUAACACAGAGACCUGAGCCUUUGGCAACCCCCGUUGCGCACAAUGCCCACAUAGUGACGGCAAGAUCGGAACAGGGUGUUGGCUUUCCAGUCAUCCACGGGCUUCCGUCUGCGGUCACGUCCCGACCAAGUUCUCAAAAACCUACCCGAGCAGAGCCUACGCAGGCCUUCACGAACCAAGAUUUAUCUGGACGUGGCCUCAGUGUCUUGUUUGACGCCACAGAGCUUGAAGCAGGAGACGAUGAUUUUGGCGAUUUUGAAACGCCAGUGGUCCCCCAUAGUACAGUUUCUGCUGACGCGAGGAUUAAUCCGUGGUCGAACCAAGCAAACCAACCAAUCUCUAUAGCUGUCUUGGAUACGCCGUCUGCUUCUUUCAAAUCGAUAUCUCAGCCCUCGCCUACCAAACAAGAAACUCAGUCCUGGGACGAGUUCGCUGAGUGGGAUGAAAACUCUCCCAAGGCCGCAAAUGAUACCAGCAACACAGUGGACACGCCUGUGCUAACUUUUCCGUCUAUGAUGCCAUCCUCUAAUUCAGCCUCGUCCGAUAACGAACCACCACCUACAAACAUACCACCACCCGGGGUGCUUCUAAGUCUUUUCCCGUUGCUUUUCUCCGAAGCUCAAACCCAGCUGUUCAAACCCAUGGCUGCGCAGACCUACCAAAUGAAGAACAGAAUCCUAUCGGACCACACCACAGUAGGUUUUCUCCAAGGUUAUCUAGCGAUAGCUACGGUAGCUGCUCGCGUUAUUGCUGGCCGAAAGCUACGCUGGAAACGCGACGCGCAUCUCGCUCAAGGAAUGAGAGUGGGGCCGGCUUCGUCGCGAGCUACAUCAGGGAUGAAGCUAACGGGCAUCGACAAAAGCGAGAUGAACAAGGAAGAAAGAGAAGUGCUGGACGUUGUUCGCGCAUGGAAGGAUCAGGUAGGCCGGCUCAGAUCAGCAGUUGCAGCCGCGAAUGCUAUCAACCCGGGCUGUCUGGGACCUGUUCCAGACAUCCAAGAAGCGAUGCCUGUGAAGCUGCUGAGCGAAGCUGACGGAGGUGUGCCAGCCCCUAAGCAAUGUGCCUUGUGUGGCCUCAAGCGCGAAGAGCGUGUCGCCAAGGUAGAUGUCGCUGUGGAGGACAGCUUCGGGGAAUGGUGGGUAGAGCAGACACGGAUGCAUCGAGGCUGCAAGAAUUUCUGGGAGAAGAAUAAGGAUGUUCUCCGCCAACGCUGA
Molecule: messenger RNA, 1575 nt
Organism: Mytilinidion resinicola
Lineage: Eukaryota; Fungi; Ascomycota; Dothideomycetes; Mytilinidiales; Mytilinidiaceae
Exons: 2
Coding region: 1-1575 (524 amino acids)
Source: RefSeq, a predicted model, not a curated record